UAUCUCGCUCUAUUUGACCUUUUCCGGUUAAGUGGUUGACUCUUUAGUCAUAUGAGACAGAGAUUAGAAAGUGGGAAAUGAUCACAUGGCCAUCUCAUCUCUUAUGUCUGUUUCCACUUUGGAGUUGUUGUAUUUGAUUCCAGUUUCUUUGUUUAUUUUCUGAUGCUUUUGGGACAUAUUCUAUUUUCCAAGAUUUCAUCUGAUGUAGUGUUCCUGAGAAAACUAAAACAAAAAAAUCAUUUUAAACAAUUAUUAAUAUCUCAAGGGUUCCUUUCAACAUGACUUUGGUUGUCAUGCGAACCAAUCCAAGCAUUCGACACAGGCUCGAAUCAAGACCGUUUUCGAACUAAUUCAUUGUUCGGACUGGCCCCUGAAAAUAGUUUUCAUAAUGCUAGCCACUACUCUAGCCUGUUAACAAAAAAGUACGCUAUAAAUAUAUACUUCUAGAUAUAGCUCAAAUUAUAUUUUAUAAACUGCUAUUAUUUGAAGUUCAUGCACUUAAUAUUGUUUUCGGCAUAGGUGGUUAACAUUUAACAUGGUAAACCGUAACAGAUGAUAGGUCCAUCCAAACUCGAAUCAGUGUGAUAUAUUUUUAGGCUAAUCCACUAUAUAACACUAGAUACGUUCUUCCGAACUGAUCGGAUGGACAUAUCAAAAAAAAUCUACAAAACAACUAAUUAAGAAAAAUAUUUAGACAUGAUUAAAAGAGGAAAUGUAGGAAAGCUUACUAAGACACAGCUGGAGAGUGUCACUACAAUGUAUGUGAAGAUUAUAUUACCAUCUUUCCAUAACAAUAGAAAAUAUAAUAUACAGUAUUAAUUACUUGGCCUAUUAAUUGUUAUAAUAUCUUAACAUAUCAGUUAAUAAAUAUACAUGUAUAUAGUGAGUUUUAUAAAUUAAAUAGUUACUUAUCCACACAUAAAAUAACAUGUCAGAAAAACAAAAAAUAAAGAGUAAACUCAAAUAGUUAGUUAAAGAAACAUAUCUUUAGAAGAAAAACUAUUAAUGCAUAGUAGUUUGUAUGGUUUCAUUUUAUCCUCGGAGAUUGUAUACCUUUAAGAGUUAAACAAACAAUAAUGAAUCUUCUGCAUAAAUAGGGUCUCCUCAUGAGGUUGUCUUUGAGAGGAAGAUCACUGAGAGGUCUAGUGUCGGAUUAGGUGUUGUCCAAACGAAAAAAAGUAUGAUGAACAAUAAUAAUAUUGUCCAUAUUUGCGACACCUGCAGGCGACAGUUCCCAACCCUUAAGGCCCUAUACGGUCACCAAAGAGUCCACACGCGUGAAAGAGAGUUGGAGAGGCAGCUGAAGAGGACGAAGCCAAGCUAUCCUCCUGGACAAGGCACUAGUUAUGGAUUUUCUCCAGGGACACCCUUAGUCACUCACAACCAUAACCACCCUACUUUCUCAAAUUUUAAUCGCCCGGGGAUCUCUUUUGGUCCUUUUAAGUCUGGAGGAGGCGGUAACAGCCGUGGCUACCCAUUGUUCAAUCAUGGAAACACCAUGGCUCCUCCUGCGAAUCCAUACCGUUCUCUCACACAGAACACUAGCUAUGGUUCUUCUUCAAGAGUUCCCUUACCAUCUUUCAGGUAUAAUAACUCUCUUGGUUCAGCCAAUUCCAUAGGAAGAUUCAGCAACAACAAUAGCUCACAAGGUGAAUUAUCACUUGAGCUCUCUCUUGGUCCAUCUAAGUCCAUGGGUGACAGCAACAGCAACAGUAGCUCACAAGGUUCAUUAUCACUUGAACUCUCUCUUGGUCCAUCUAAGUCCAUGAGUGGCAACAACAAUAACAGCAGCGCUUACGCAUCUCUUAAUUGCGGAGUCACUGGAGGAGGAAACAUGUACACGAACAUGCCAGUGCGUCCUCGUGUGCCUGGGUACCAUUUUUACAGAAAUAACCCGAUUGAUUCAAUCACUAGAAACGUUCCUCUCUCUCAUCCUCCUCCAACCACGAACACGAUGAACAGGCUAGUGCGUCCUCGUGCGUCUCGGUUCCAUUUUCACGGUCAUAACCCGCUUGACUCAAUCAUUAGAAACGUUCCUCUCUCUCAGCCUCCUCCAACCAUCAAUAUUCCUGAUGAUAAUAAUGUUUCGGGCACUAGCCUCAUUGUAAAGGAGAAAGACAAAACCGUGGUGCUUGACGAUGAUGAGAAAGAUGACGUGGUGAUUGUAGAUCAUGAUGAGGAUCAGCAGGAAGAGGUUGAAGCUAAGAGUUGUGGUCGUGAUUCAAUCAUUAGAAACGUUCCUCUCUCUCAGCCUCCUCCAACCACGAACAUGAACAAGCUAGUGCGUCCCCGUGCGUCUCGGUUCCAUUUUCACGGCCAUAACCCGCUUGAUUCAAUCAUUCAAAACGUUCCUCUCUCUCAACCUCAUCCAACCACCAAUAUUCCUGAUGAUAAUAAUGUUUCGGGCACUAGUCUCAUUGUAAAGGAGAAAGACACAACCGUGGUGCUUGACGAUGAUGAGAAAGAUAACGUGGUGAUUGUAGAUCAUGAUGAGGGUCAGCAGGAAGAGGUUGAAGCUAAGAGUUGUGGUCGUGGCUCAAUCAUUAGCAACGUUCCUCUCUCUCAGCCUCCUUCAACCACCAAUCCUCCUGAUGAUAAUAAUGUUUCGGGUUCUAGUCUCAUUGCAAAUGAGAAAGACAAAACCGUGGUGCUUGAAGAUGAUGAGAAAGAUAACGUGGUGAUUGUAGAUCAUGGUGAGGAUCAGCAGGAAGAGGUUGAAGCUAAGAGUUGUGGUCGUGAUUCAUUUAUUAGCAACGUUCCUCUCUCUCAGCCUCCUUCAACCACCAAUCUUCCUGAUGAUAAUAAUGUUUCGGGCUCUAGUCUCAUUACAAAGGAGAAAGACAAAACCGUGGUGCUUGACGAUGAUGAGACAGAUAACGUGGGGAUUCUAGAUCAUGAUGAGGAUCAGCAGGAAGAGGUUGAAGCUAAGAGUUGUGGUCGUGAUUGAUUAUUUAUCAUCUUCCCUUUGUGUUUUUUUUUUUAGUUUUCUAUGCAUUGUUUAGUAUUUGGUAUCUCAUAACUAUUUGAGGCCUUUUUUUUUCUUCACCUCAUUCUUCUCACUGAAAUUGUUUUCUCGUUUUUUUAUCCUCCUUAUUGUCACCUUUAGCAUUUAAUUAAUAUUUGAAUAAUUCCUGAAUCCAGUUUUUUUCUAUGCCUAUAUCUUAUGAUUGUUCUAAAUUUUCUGCAAAUCUAUGAAGUCAUAUUCUAAAUAUUCAAAGCAAACUUCAUCAUUUAAAUGUUAAAGAGAUCCAGCAUUUUGCUUGAAAUCCUUUCCUCAAGAAUACAUCAAAUAUUUGUAUUGGUUGUUUACGUUUGCAAUGAAAAAUUGACAAACAAAGCUAUACAAAAAGUAGGAGAAAUAUUAGGGUCUUCCAACACUGGAUGUAAACCACCCUAUCCAAUGUUUUACACGUUUCAUCAUCUUUCAUGAUAUUUUGACAGAAUGAUAUAGUAGUUAUCUUAUUUAUCACAUUGUGGAAAUAAAACAUGUGAUUAGUCCUAUUCACAAUUUACAUGGAACGCACAAUGUGUAGUGAAAGUUAAUAUCAUUUUUUCAGCCACGUUCAAGAUUACAAAAGAGAAUUGGAUCAAAGCAAAAUCAUACAAGACACCACCGUCAAAAACAUACAAGUGGUUUAACCACCUUCAUUGACAAAAUAGAUUGUUGAGCCAAGUAGGGAAGCUUGAAUCAACAUAUGAUUGCAUAUGAUCCUCUCGAGUCACACUUUUCGGCCACAAAUAAAUGCUAGUAGUCGAUAACAUUAUUUACACGACCACCAUAAUCAAAACAAA
This is a messenger RNA of Brassica napus (rape), 3792 nucleotides long. RefSeq lists its product as uncharacterized. The transcript has a single exon. NCBI's taxonomy places the organism in Eukaryota, Viridiplantae, Streptophyta, Magnoliopsida, Brassicales, Brassicaceae. The record is from RefSeq and is a predicted model, not a curated record. Bases 1181 to 2947 code for a protein of 588 amino acids. Gene Ontology annotation, molecular function: DNA-binding transcription factor activity.